Molecule: messenger RNA, 939 nt
Organism: Ordospora colligata OC4
Lineage: Eukaryota; Fungi; Microsporidia; Ordosporidae
Product: uracil-DNA glycosylase
Exons: 1
Coding region: 1-939 (312 amino acids)
Biological process (GO): base-excision repair, AP site formation via deaminated base removal; base-excision repair
Cellular component (GO): mitochondrion; nucleus
Molecular function (GO): uracil DNA N-glycosylase activity
Source: RefSeq, a predicted model, not a curated record
AUGCAUCGUUGCAUGAAUUCAAAAAAGCAUGAGUUAAGCAACAUAACUAGUGAAUGCAUUUCAAGUACAAAAGACACUUCUCUGCAUGAAUCUGUCUCAAAUACACAAGAAACUUCAAAAGAUCUACAAAACACAGUUAUUUGUUCUAUAAGUUCAGGUGAAAGAGUAUCAAAAAGACAACUGAGCCUUGAAGAUGUCUUUUUCUGCAAUAAGAUUGCUCGGAGUGCUUGUGAAGAAUCCAUAAACAACCGACGUUCUAAUAAAUGUGAAUAUUGCAGGUUAGAUCACAACAUAAACUCAAAAUGGAGACAUCACCUGAAAGAUGAGUUUGAAAAGCAAUAUUUUAUGGGAAUAAAGAAAUUUCUUCAUGAAAACACGGAUCACCUGCCACCAGUUAACAAGAUAUUUUCUUUCAUGGACUACUUUGAAUUAGAACAAACAAAAGUAGUCAUAAUUGGUCAGGAUCCAUAUCACAAUGUUGGACAAGCAAUGGGAUUGUCAUUUUCAGUUCCUGUAGGCAUGCCUGUCCCACCAAGUCUAAGAAACAUAUACGCUGAGCUAGCGAAUGAUAUUGAAAACUUUGUAAUUCCAGCUCAUGGCAAUCUUUCAAAGCUAGCAGAACGUGGUGUUUUAUUGCUCAAUGAUGUUCUUACUGUCACAAAAAAUAAGCCAAACUCACAUGCAGACAUAGGAUGGAGGGAAUUUACAGAUAGAAUCCUACAGCUGAUAAACAAUCAUUGCACAAACGUUGUGUUUAUGCUAUGGGGAAGACAUGCACAAGCAAAAGGAAAAUCCAUAGAUAAGCGCAAGCAUCUUGUACUGGCAUGUGGCCAUCCAAGCCCAUUCAGCUCGAAGAUGUUCUUUGGAUGCAGGCACUUCUCAAAGGCAAACAAAUAUCUCUGCUCACACAGAAAGUCCCCAAUCAACUGGCAAGUGUAA